Molecule: messenger RNA, 2055 nt
Organism: Miscanthus lutarioriparius
Lineage: Eukaryota; Viridiplantae; Streptophyta; Magnoliopsida; Poales; Poaceae
Source: the annotation of a GenBank genome assembly
AUGCCUUCCCCAACACCGGGCCACACGCGCCGCCGCUCACAGCCGGCGAUCACCUCCCUGCUGCCGCGUCUCCGCGCCGCCGCUGGGCCGACCACGCCGCGCCGCCUGCUCCUCCAGUCCAUGGCAGUGGUCCUCACCUCCGGGCUCUCCUCCUCCUACCCCGCGCUCGCCUCCCGCCUCCUCAACUCCCUCCUCCCGCACGUCUCCGCCCGCCGCCUCCCGGCCCUCCUCCGCCUCCUCCCGCCCGACCACCUCACGCUCCUGCUCCUCUCCUCCGCCAAGCACCACCGUGCUCACUCCCUCCCCGACGCCUGCGCGCUCCACGCCCUCGCCGUGUCCUCCGGCCACCUCCCCUCUGACCUCCGCCUCGCCAACUCCCUCCUCUCGCUCUACCUCUCCCACGGCUCCACGGCCUCCGCGCGCCGCCUCCUCGCCGACAUCCCCCGCCCCGACACCGUGACCUGGAACACCCUCCUCCGCUCCUGCCUCCGCAUGGGCCUCCUCCCGGCGGCGCAGCGCCUGUUCGACGAAAUGCCGGAGCGGGAUCUCUUCACGUACAAUUCCAUGUUGUUUGGGUACGUGGCGGAGGGGGAUAUGGCCAACGCCAGGGAGCUAUUUGAUGGAAUGCCCGAGAGGGACGUGGUUACAUGGAACUCAAUGCUUGCUGGGUAUACUCAGUGCGGGGACAUGGAGAACGCCAAGAAAAUGUUUGAUGUAAUGCCUGUGAGGGAUGUUGUGUCAUGGAACUCGAUGCUGGAUGGGUACGCCCAGACUGGGGACAUUCAGAUGGCAAGAAUGGUUUUCGAUGGCAUGCCAAGAAGGAGCACGGUGUCAUGGAAUGUCAUUCUUGCGCUAUACGCAAAGGUGAAGGACUGGCGUGAGUGUUUGAAUCUGUUCGAUGCGAUGAUGGCUGUGGGGGAAAGCAAACCAAAUGAGAAGACAUUUGUGAGCAUUUUGACCGCCUGUGGGAACCUGGGUGAUCUUGAGAGGGGAAGGUGGGUGCAUCGCUUGGUUCGUGAGAGGUGGGAGAGACUUCUUCCUGACGUACUACUUCUUACUGCUAUGCUGACAAUGUAUGCCAAGUGUGGGGUGAUGGGGACAGCGAAGGAGAUAUUUGAUUCGAUGACCGAAAAGAGUGUUGCAUCCUGGAACUCAAUGAUCAUCGGCUAUGGAUUGCAUGGGCACAGUGAGAAGGCCCUUGAGUUGUUCAUGGAGAUGGAGAAGAAUGGGCCUCAGCCCAAUGAGACGACUUUCAUCUGCAUCUUGAGCUCCUGUGCUCAUGGAGGCUUGGUGCUUGAAGGCUGGUGGUGUUUUGAUAGGAUGGUCAGGUUCUACAAUAUUGAGCCCAAGGCUGAGCACUUUGGCUGUAUGAUGGACCUCCUUGGUCGUGCUGGAUUGCUCAGAGACUCGGAGAAGCUCAUCAAGAAUUUGCAGGCAAAGGUGUCACCUGCAUUAUGGGGUGCCCUAAUAUCAGCCUCUCGAACUCAGGACAGCUCCAAACUUGGAGAGUUUAUUGGAACUAAGAUGAUUGAAAUGAAGCCAACAGAGUUCAGCUCCUACGUGCUUCUGUCAAACAUUUAUGCCGCGGAAGGAAGAUGGGAUGAUGUUGAAAAAGUAAGGAAGGUGAUGAAGGAGAAAGUAGUGGAGAAAGAUGUGGGGAUGAGCCUUGUAAGAUCAAGUGAGCCUGGUCAUGUUGCUGAAGAUGAUAUUUCAUAUCAACAGAAUUCUGUGAUGCUUUCACUGCUGGGAGGGAACCUAAUUAGUUGUUCCAUGAGAUUUCCAACAGAGUUUAUGCGUUCUAUUCCGCUAGGUGUAUUUAGGAAGACAGAUGCCAAGUGGAGAUGCUUCCAUGUGAAUACCUCAUGUUUGCUGAUAGUUGGGCAAUUGAAGGAAAUCUUUGUUUUCGUGUACGAGUUGGAGGGUUUUUUGCUAGUGGAUUGGAUUCGAGGAGCAUUUAGGGAUUCUGGGGAGAGCAUACACAGCCAUGGUGGACUUACUGAUAAGCUGGACCGCCAUGUGCAAAUUGAUGUUGAUUCAAACAUAAUGCUCAACUAG